Molecule: messenger RNA, 3513 nt
Organism: Malaclemys terrapin pileata
Lineage: Eukaryota; Metazoa; Chordata; Testudines; Emydidae
Product: interferon-inducible GTPase 5-like
Exons: 4
Coding region: 567-1805 (412 amino acids)
Cellular component (GO): membrane
Molecular function (GO): GTP binding
Source: RefSeq, a predicted model, not a curated record
ACAGGAAACUCUGUAAUCAGUAGAGAAAAAUCUUUCCCUUCUCUUGGUUUCAGCCCCUGAAGCAAAGUCUAGAAGAGUUUUCCCCCAACAGAUGUUUUUGUUCCAGCAGCAAAGAUUGGUUCCCCGGACCCACUCACCAGGGGCUCCAGGACCAGCAAGGACAGUUCCUCAGCACAGGCUGUGUAAGACAUAAGAACGGCCAGACUGGGUCAGACCGAAGGUCCAUCCUGUCUUCCGACAGUGACCAAUGCCAGGUGCCCCAGAGGGAAUGAACAGACAGGUGAUCAUCAAAUGAUCCAUCCCCUGUCGCCAGUUCCCAGAUUCUAGCAGACCCUGAAGCAAAGUCCUGGGGAGCUUUUCCCCCAACAGCUGAUUUUGUUCCAGCAGCAAAGGCUGGUUUCCCCCGACCCACCAGGGGCUCCAGGACACAGGACGGUGCAUCAGCACAGGCUGUGUAAGCCUCUGAAGCAAAGUCCAGGAGAGAUUUUCCCCCCAGCAACUGAUUUUUCCCCAGCAGCAAAGAGGAGGACACAGGACGGUUCAUCAGCACGGGCUGCGUAAGGAAAAUGGCAGGUUCAAGAACUCUCUGGGCUGGUUUAUUUUUGGAAUGGGGAAGUCACCUUAGUGGCCUGUCCCAGGAGGAAUCUGAAGAAUUCCAGACUGCUGUCCAUGCAGGAAACCUCACUGAAGCCACCGCAGUGGUGAAGAAAUCUGAUGCGUUGUUAAAAAACACCCAGCUCAAUGUUGCCAUCACCGGAGAACAGGGCUCUGGCAAGUCAUCUUUCAUCAACGCCAUCAGAAGCCUAGCUGACGAUGAUGAAGGUGCAGCUGAGACCGAGGUGAUGGAUUCAGCAAAGGAGCCAACUCCUUAUCCACAUCCCAAGCACCCAAAUGUCACAAUGUGGGACCUGCCUGGGAUCGGGACGCCAAAUUAUCCAGCAAACACAUAUGUGGAGAAGGUGGAUUUUGCUCGCUAUGAUUUCUUCAUCAUUAUCACAGCAGAGCGGUUCCGAGAGUCGGAUGCCAACCUGGCCCAGGAGAUACAGAGGAUGGGGAAGAAGUUUUACUUUGUCCGCUCCAAGGUGGACAUGGACUUGUGCAGUGAAAGAAAAGGAAAAACGAAGGUCAAGGAGGAGACAGUCCUGCAGACAAUCAGAAACGAUUGCAUCAGGAACCUGCAAAAAGCAGGCAUCCUUUCCCCACAGGUUUUCCUGGUGUCGAGAUGGGACUUUGAGAAGUAUGAUGCUCCCCGACUUCAGGAGACCUUUUCGAAUGAACUCGACACUCACAGGAGACACGCCAUCUUUCAUGUCCUGCUCAGCACCUCUGAACAACCCUUAAACUGGAAGAAAGAGGCCGUGGAGCAGCAGAUCUGGAAGCAAGCCAUUAAGUCAGGUGCUAUCGCUACUAUUCCUCUCCCGUUUCUCUCUGUUUGGUGGGAUGUUGGCAUCUUGGUGGAUAACAUGACCGAGUUCUGUGAGAGCUUUGGCCUGGACGACGAUUCCCUCAGAGCCCUUGAAAAGCCCACGGGCAAGUCUGGUGAGCUGAAGACUGUGAUAGAAUUCCCGCUGGCCAAAGAUAGAUCAAGAGAUCAGGCUUUUGAGCUUCUGGAAGAGGCUACAGGGCAGGUUAUGAUGAUAGCGAAGUAUUUCAUCAGCAUGAUCCCAGGGAUUGGUACUGUGAUAGCAGCAGUGACGUCUUACAGAGUCACGGGCAGAUUGCUACGUACUUUUGUGGCUCGAGUUGCAGAAGAUGCUCAGAGAGUCCUGAAAAGGGCUUUGGAGAGAGCAGAGAAAAGAGAUUAACAACAGCCACAAAAGAGCAACAUACCUGCUAUCUCAUGGCAGCUGGAGAUCAGAGCCACCCUGUGGGGAGAGAUAUUUCCCUUUGUUCUCAGCUACAGUGCAAAAAAGACACUCUCAAAAAAGGUCUCCAGAGUUUGGUGUGUUUUAAAAACAAAUAUUCUUUUCUAAUGUAGGGAAACGGGUAAAAUUGAGGUAAAGGUCUCUGAUCCCACAAUUUCUGUUAAACACCCCGAAGUGAAAGUUGAGGGAGACUCUCAGAACAAAUACCGUGAAACGAAACUUUGCUCUGUGUUAUUUAGUAAUAAUACCUGACACAGUUUUUAAGACAUACUCCAGUUUUUAUUAUUUAAGCUGUUGGGGCCACACCCUCAUAGGGCAUAAAGUUAGUGUAACUUUCACAGAUUCAUAGAUUCCAAGACCAAAAGGGACCAUUGUGAUGAUCAAGUCUGAUCUCCUGCAGAACACAGGCCAGAGAACUAAUUCCUAGAGCAGAUCUCUUAGAGAAACAUCCAGUCUUGAGUUAAAAAUCUCCAGGGCUGGAGGAUCUUCCACAACCCUUGGUAACUUGUUCCAAUGGUUAAUCCCCUCACCAUUAAAAUAUUUUGCUUAUUUCCAACUGGAUUGAAGUCAAGAUCUGGCUUUUUACUUUUUGCAGGUCACUGAGUUACUUUCUUUCUUAGGCUGUCAUGUGCUAGCACAUGUUUGGAUGCCAUGUGUGAUGUUUGGAUGCCAGCAAAGCAGGGAAAUGUUGAAAUCCAAACUCUUUGCCCUGAAUAAUGUGCUUCACACAAUCUCAUGAACCCAUUUCUGUAGGGAUUAGGGUUUGAAAUUUUUGUAAAAUGAACCACACCUAAAUUUCAGGCCUGAAGUGGCUGAAACUCCAUCGAUGUUUAAGACCAGAAGGGACCAUUAGGAUCACCUAGUCUAACCACCUGCAUCACAAAGUGUCCCUUUGGGGAACGUUUAACCUUUCCUGUGAACCCAGAGAACAGUGCAGAGCUCACACUAAAUAUGGCCCUGACUUGCAGUGAAGUCAAAGGGAUUUCCAGAGUGUAAGUGAGCACAUACAGAAUCUGGACCUAAACAACUAGUCAGCCAAUAUACUAGUCCAGGAAAGCUAUCAGAACAGAGCGACCCCCGGAUAUCUCUCCUGUGAUUUGAGCUGUAGUUAGUUGCUUGUUUUUUCACACUGAAGUUCAGUUUGCCUGAGUGUCUAGGAAUCACUAUCAUGGCUCAGACUAACCUGGGGUGUGUGGAUUGUAAUCACAUUGUGUUGGGCUCAGAUGGUGGUUGGCCCAUGUCCUGCUAGACACCACCCACGAUACUACUGAUGUGCACCGUAUUUCAUAGCCCAUAACCAGCGUCUGUCCUGGGGCUGGUCUGCGCUGGGAAGUUACAUAGCGUUAGAACACGUCAAACACUCAGGCCCUGAUUCCCAUUGACAUUAAGGGCAUUUUACACUGAGCUCUCAGUGGGAAGAGGCCAGAGCCUUAGGGUAAAUGAGUAUCAGGCCUGGAAGCAUUUAGCAGUAUGUUAGCUGGAUGUGGGUAACCAACAUGAUGUUAGGGGUAAUCGUGUCCAAUUAGCGUGAUAUUAUAGACAUGGUGUGGGAAAACAUAGCCGUUUUCAUCAUGUUUGCAAAUAGCUCACAUUGGCUAACAGUUUUUUCUGGAUCUCUUUGAAGUUGCCUGCCUAGAAUUACCUGGAU